Messenger RNA from Talaromyces amestolkiae, 2517 nucleotides. RefSeq lists its product as uncharacterized. NCBI's taxonomy places the organism in Eukaryota, Fungi, Ascomycota, Eurotiomycetes, Eurotiales, Trichocomaceae. The record is from RefSeq and is a predicted model, not a curated record. The transcript has 2 exons. Bases 1 to 2517 code for a protein of 838 amino acids.
AUGGUCGACCCAAAGAUCGAAGACCGCGCCGUGAAAUUAUCCCGUGAAGCUGUUGAGUUGAUCGAUGCUGGUCACAAAGAGGCCGCAUCGAGAAAUCUACGUGAAGCCCUUUCCCUUGCACCAGAGAACCAUGAAGUAAAAGCAGCUUUUCUCAAAAUUCGCGGGGAGGAGGAGAGCGGCCAUCCCCUUUUGGACCUAUGCCGACAAUAUGUCACUGGGAAGAAUGAGAAUGCCGGGAAAGAUGCUGCACGCUAUUUGCAUGCAGACGGGACACAUCUCCAGGGAGACGUUUCUCUAGAGUGUCUAAAUCUCAUCCUGGCCAAGGAUGCGGGCUCUCUUUCUGCCACUCAAGACGACAUUAUUUCCGGCUUGGUUCGACAGACUGUCAGCGUUCGUCGAUUCUUCUCCUCGCGACUGCAGGUCUCAGUGACGACUUUCUUCGACGAAAUCUAUGAUCGGGGUGAUAAUGCUGUGGUAUGCUUGGAUACGGUGGUUCUUGAUCCGACCUUGUGGCCAUCGGAAAAUGUCCGCUCGCACUGCGAAAGUGAGCUGUUUCAACUGUUCAUUGCGAAAUUGAUGGAGUCCGGUCACGAUCAGGAUGGCCGGUCAUUGAAGGGAAUUACUAGGCUGCUGGCCGUUGACGCGGAGAAGUUGCAACACCUGAUUGACGAUGAAGGCUUCGACGUCAUUCUAUCAUCGCUAGAUUACAGACUGCCCCUUGAUGUUAGAGGCCAAGCUACUGUGGCAACCGCGAAAUAUCUCGAAGUAUCCAAAGAAGUCGGACAAAAACGCUUCUCUGAUCUGAUCACCGCAAAAGUUGCCAAAGCGCGGAACGAAGAUUUGAUUGUCGCAUUUUCUGCGGCAGCCGCUGUGUUCCCGGUUGUUCCAGCACUCACCUCGUCUUUAUUCCUGACCGAGGGUUUCCUACCGUCCAUCGUACCACUUCUUCACCGCGAAGCAAAGUCACCAAAAGUUGAAUUGGCUCUGCUAGAGCUGUUCAACGCUGCAUGUAUGGACAAACUGUGUCGUGAAGCAAUAAGCAAGAACUGCGGUGAAUGGCUUUCUCAUAUCCUUUCCAACGGCAGUGAUGCAAGCUCAGAGUUGGCUGCUGUAGUGCUGGCGAAAGUCAGAACGUCCGAAAAGCAAGGAAGUUCCGGAUCGGCCGACAAGAUCCAAGAUGAAACCGACCACAGUGUUCAAGACCUAGUCAAUCGCUUCAAAGGGCAAAUGUCGGAUCACAAAGUCACCAACGUUCACAAUCCUAUAGAGGGUUUGGCAUUUUCGUCAGUAAAACCUGAUGUCAAAGAGCAGCUGGCGUACGAUCCCGUGUUUCUGAAAGGCCUCUUUGACGUUCUUGGCGAGAACUUGGAGGAUACAACUCUACUCUAUGGAGGACUCAUGAUUAUUGCCAACAUCACGCGCUACCUGCCCAGUCUAUCAGACGAACAAAAGAAGAUCUCGGAGUUGAAAGCGUACGCUGAAGCUAAUAAGGCCCCCUCUACACCCAACGAGCUCGAUGAUGAUCAACAUGUGACGAAACGCUGCACAGCACUCAUCGACGCCAAUAUUAUGCCACUCCUUGCAGACUGCGGAAAGUCAAGCCUGAAAUCGAUCCAUGAUCUCACAAGCAAGAUCCUCCUAUCCUUGUCGAAGAACUCCAAAACCAGAGGCAAGCUAGCCCAGCAAGGUGCAGUCAAGCUUCUGCUUUCCAUCUUAGGUCCCAAGACCGGUAGCCCUGUUCCCACAUUCAACGAAACCACACACAAUGCAUCACUUGCGCUGGCUCGCAUCUUGAUAUCCGUCAACCCGUCCCAUGUCUUCCCUCAUUCAGGCUUUCCGCAAAUUACAUCCGCCAUUAGGCCUCUGGUUGCACUUCUCAAGCCAGCAGAGAUUUCGUUUACCGCAGAUCAGCCACGAAACCUCCUUCCCGUAUUUGAGUCUCUGUUGGCUCUGACCAAUUUGGCUUCUUCUCCGGACAGCACGGCAUCCGAGACCAUUGUGCGCCAAGCAUGGGAUACAUUGGAAGAUCUGCUACUGUCCAACAAUACUUUCAUUCAGCGUGCGGCAUGUGAGCUCAUUUGCAAUCUUAUGACGUGCGAAGCCGGUAUUGUCAAGUUUGCAGAUGGGUCAAAACGUGCGGCUCAGCGGCUACACGUGCUUCUUGCUUUGACAGACGUUGAAGAUGUUGCGACACGGCGGGCGGCCGGAGGAGCUUUGGCAAUGCUUACAGAAUAUGACGCUGCAAUUUCUGCCGUGCUGGAGCGACCACGGGGUGUAAAUCUUCUGCUUGGUCUAUGUCAGGAGAACAACGAUGACCUCGUUCACCGAGGAAUCGUGUCCGUUCGCAACCUGACGUGCAUUCCAUCUGGUGACAUCGGCAAGCGUGCUUUGGAUGCUGUCAAGCAAGGAAACGGUGUCGACAUUCUCAAGGGCUGUCUCCAGCGUUCUUCUAAUCCAGCGAUUCUACAGGCCGGAGUAGAAGCUUUGAAGCCGCUAGUUGAGCAUAGCCAGGCUUAG